GUUGUCGUCCCCGGAUGUUUUCGCUAGGUUUGGGCGGCCUGUCGCUCACUCAUAUGGUUGUAUGCCAUAUAUGGAGUUGGGAAGAGAAUGCUUUUCGGAUCGGAAAUAGAAUGGCGUGCCGAUGUGACAAGAGCACAUCGAGACAUGUUUACGACGGUCUUCGAACAUCAUAUUAAUUUCGAUGACUACAAUGACCCCAAGCAAGGAGUCAGGCGUUCUGACCGACCUCUUUCGACGGAUUAGUGCUCACUCUCCAACAACUGAGAACAUUUAUCUAGAAAGAGUUUUGUACGAUCAAGUGGAGUCGGUAGCCACAGAGGUUCCAGAUACCUCAUAUGAGGAUAUCACGCUUCCUGGCGAGCAUCAUCGCCCCGCCAAAUGGAUCAUGCCAUUGUCUGCCUCUUCGAAGCACGCCAUUCUCUUCAUGCACGGCGGAGGCUAUACCUUUGGAUCCCUCACAAGUCAUCGCAAGCUCGCCGCUCACCUGGCUAAAGCAUGCAACACCUGGGCGCUCAUGGUCGACUACCGACUCGCACCGGAGUCGCCCUUUCCGGCAGCUAUUGAUGAUUGCGUCAAUGCUUACAGAUGGCUGCUGGAUCAAGGCUUCGAGGGUAAGCAUAUCGUCACAGCAGGUGAUUCCUGUGGCGGCGGCUUGGCGACUAGUGUGCCGUUGAAGAUCGCACGGGAUGGACUUCCAGCGCCAGGGGCUGCUGUAUCGCUGUCGCCGUGGUACGAUACCGUCGGUCAAACCAGCGAGAGCCUCAAGACCAAUGCCGACAAUGAUGUGUUGAACACCGUUGAGAAUAUGGCUAAGCUCCGUGAGCGGUACACAAAGAAUGGCGCCGAUCCCAAUGACCCCUUAAUCAGCGCGCUAUAUGCGGCCGACAAUGAGCUAAGCGGAUUGCCACCGCACUGGAUAAGUGCAGCAGGAUAUGACAUGUUACGCUCGGAUUCGACGCGUAUGGCGAACAAGUUGAAGCAAGCUGGCGUCGAGGUUAUUCUCAAAGUCCAUGAUGCUCAACAACACGUCUUCGAGUUCAUGGCAGGUCGCGCCCCGGAAGCGGAUCAGUCGAUUGAUGAAAUCGGUAAGUGGGUCCGAGGAAAGAUUGGCAGCUGAGGCGGUAUCGGUGUACUAUAUUGCAAUGUCCAUCAGUUGAGCCGCGGUAAAGGACACUGAGU
Messenger RNA from Baudoinia panamericana UAMH 10762, 1179 nucleotides. RefSeq lists its product as uncharacterized. Gene Ontology annotation, molecular function: hydrolase activity. The coding region runs from base 182 to 1117 and encodes 311 amino acids. The transcript is spliced from 2 exons. The record is from RefSeq and is a predicted model, not a curated record. Lineage: Eukaryota; Fungi; Ascomycota; Dothideomycetes; Mycosphaerellales; Teratosphaeriaceae.